This is a messenger RNA of Epinephelus fuscoguttatus (brown-marbled grouper), 5156 nucleotides long. RefSeq lists its product as uncharacterized. The record is from RefSeq and is a predicted model, not a curated record. The transcript has 9 exons. The coding region runs from base 4219 to 4896 and encodes 225 amino acids. Lineage: Eukaryota; Metazoa; Chordata; Actinopteri; Perciformes; Serranidae.
CAAUUAGGAUCCUUUGUCGUGGCGGACACACGGAUAACCUGAUUCAACAACGUCCUGUAUACACAUAAAAACAUGAAAGUGUUCUUGAUAUUAAAAUGGCAAAUAUAUUCCUCUGUUAUAAUUUCCCGCCAAUAAUAAUAAUAAUAAUAGUGAUAACAUGAUAGUUUGGCUGUGUUUGAUAUAUUCAGUAGAUUUACUUUUUUACGACACUAUUUGACAACUCUACAACUGGAACAAUUACAGUCCCAAAAAUGCGGUUUCUAGAGAACUUGCUAAAAUAUCUGAAAUUAACCAUCAUCCUCACUUUUUCUUAACAUAUUUCAUCUAGGUGUAGGGUAAUUACUAGUUCGGCUUUACUAGAUAUUAGAUAUAUUCAGCAGAUAUAUCUUUUUACAACCCUGCUACGUUAGUUAGCAAACAUUAGCUUACCUGUCCAGAAGGAAAGCGGCAACCUCUGCGUAGCUUUUUAGCCCUUUUUCUGCCUUCAGCUGACACCAACAAUCAAAAGCUGAACCAAUGCUGAUUCUGGUUUUGCUUCUCCAUUGGUCGGCUAGAAUUUGUGACGGAUAGCGCUGGGACAACGCGAUACCUCUGCAGCUAUUACAAUCUGCCAACCCUGAGUGACACACUGAUUUAGGUAUUAAUACAAUAUCAUUUUGAAGAAAGAAGUAAACUAAACACAUGGAGCUCUUGUUAGGAUUACACAAAAUGGAGGCUGACAGAGAUGUUCCUUCCAUGUGCCAAUUAUGUCUUUGGAUUAUACAGGGCUUUUAAUUAUGUGUAUAACUGUGUGUAUACUUUUGCUCAAAUUCAAAACAACAACAAAACUCAACAGCUCUAGUUCUUGUAUAGCAAAAUAAAUUCUUCCAAAAACCUUGAUAUGGAUGUUUAUUGGUGUUAAUAUUAACCCCAGACCUGUAAGAGUGAAGUAAAGUUUCUAUAAAGAUUUAAAGGAGUCAUCAACCGGAAAUCACAAGUUUCCCUGUUAAUACGUGUAUAUUGGAGGUGGACCUCAGUUGAAACUUGCCUGAAAUUUUGGAGGAUGGAAAUGGCUCCAUUUUUUCGUUUGGCCUCUUUGUUCAAACCACAAGGGUGCGCACUCAAAAAAAAGUGAGAUUUUGGGUGUGCUCCUAUGGUUACGUAACCAUAGGAGGCUAUUUGCAUAAGCCCGACCUCUCUACCACCCCACCCCACCCACCACCUGAAUCAGCCUGCACCUGCCGCCAUUACCGACAAAAAAUGGCUAAACGAUGCUCCCAUGUUAAUUGCUCCGUUGUUGGUUGCCAGAAUGAACACAAAAGUAUUUUCAGCAUCGGCGGACCAAGCAACAAAGGAACAGUGGAUAAAAGGGUCAAUUCCUACGAUUCGAGACUUACCAGCAGUGCAAUUGGUAAGUCUCGCUGCUUUGUGUAACAGUUAACGGUAUGUUUUACUGUGUACUUGACCCUGAAAUGACGGUAGACAGCAGCUAACUGCUAAUUGGGCUAACGCUAGAUGCUAACGUUAUUCACAAGGGACUAGUAUAACCUGUGGAUCUCAUAUGAUUUAGAAAUGACCCCCACGUCUUUCGUUUUAUAUCUCUGGGGUGUGUUGUACUGUGGUAUGGAUGUUUGUAAAUGGAGACCAUGACGGGGGACCCCUGCGGAGACCCAGGUUCUCCGGCAGUAUGCAGACACCGAGCUGCUGCUACUCAGUUAUCUAGCAGCUAGCAGCAGCACCUCGGUGUGCAGCGCGGUGUCUGGGCACCUCGGUGAAGCUCGGUGCUCAGACACCGAGCUGCUGUAGCCGCUAGAUAACUGAGUAGCAGCAGCUCGGUGUUAGCGUAGAUAACGAAGUUAUCUAGCGGCUAGCAGCAGCUCAGUGUCUGCAUACUGCCAGUAGCGUUGGGGCCGACAUCGGGCCACAGAGCGUCACGCUGCCCAGUUUUGGUUUUUGAGGGACUUAGAGCCAGCUGAGCUGCUACCAAAACAAGGCGAGUGACUGUGUGUUGACCAAUAGUUUUGAGUCACCGUAAGAAACUAACGUUAUCCGGGUGGAUUUUGUGAAGAGCAUUCACGUUUUACUGCCUCAUCACUACAAUUUCCUUACUGUUUACAUGCGUUUGCGUUUGGAUUUUAUUACUGAAAAAAUACCAGGACGCAAACUUUUAUUUUCUCUGACGUUUUCACAUCAUAAACCAUGAACAUCAAUAUUAAAACUCGAGUCUUACAUGAGACUCAUGCAGGCUGUCUGCUGAGUGUGAAAUCAAGCUCUGCAGCUUGAUUUCACUGUAACGCUAACUGUUUUAACUGGGCAGAGAUGAGCCUCCUGAAAGAGGCAGAAACAGGGGAACUACCAGCAUUUUGGAGGCUAUAAUGUACAUAUUUUCAGAGUUUGUUGUGAUUACAAUGUGUUAACACACUGACCGAUGUCACAUCCAAUGUCAUGGGUUUUAACGUUUUAGAUUCCAGCUGCAGCUAUUCACACUUAGGAUUUCUUAUUUAAUUGCUGUAUAUUAUAAGGUCUUUUGGUACCCUUUUGGUCCUCAAACGCAAUAUGUUACUUCUAAUGAAUCGUUUCAGAUUUUUUUAUGGUAUAUUUCUUUGCUUUUAACAUUUCUAUUUCCUGUUAUUAGGCUAGCACAUCUCAUGCAGUGCCCAGCACCAGCACUGUCUAAAUACCACAAAAGGGUGACGUUGGCUGCCAGACAGACUCUCCAAUGCAGGCAUCGACUGGCACACAGCUGUCAUUUAAAACUUUGCAGCCUCACUUCCCGAAGUACAGGUACACAGACAACAACAGUCAAGACAACCACAGAUGUUGGAGUCGGCACGUCCACUGUUCCUGUGUUCCCUGACCUUCCUUGGUCCUCCACACCAACCAAGACAUCACUGAAGAGGCCUCGUCUCCAUCUGGUAGAGGAGGAAGAUGAGGACAGCUCUGUGAAGGCCAGCUCAUCUUUUGUGGCUCCAGAACCACAAGACUCCACAUAUAACCCGGAAGACUCAGUUACUGUGUUAAGUCAAUGGAUAAGUCAUAAGUUACUCUGUUUUAGGUAAACUUAAAUUGUAUUUUUUAAUAGUUGAAAUUUUGCUCAGCCAUUCUCUGCAUUUUUGAACUAGGCACACAACAUUCACACAAUUUUACUUUCAGAGCCUUAUGUGACUGUUGAUGUUUUAUUUUCUACUACUUCAUAUUUAAUUGGAGAUAUAAGCAUUUGCUUGACAAUUAAUUAUGGUUGAAAAAUAAGUAAUGAUUCAGCGUAAUUUAACAUUAAAGUAAACUGGUUGCAUCUCUAUUUACACACUCAGCUCUCUCUAUAAUAUGGUGUUCAUCAUAACAUAGUUGACAAUUGUCCGUGGCAGAGGUAUGGACUCUCCAAGUGCCCCUCUGGUCUUACUCAUUGUACAUGCUUGUGACUUUAUUUACUCUCUCUCUCAACAUAGGGAAGGCUCCAGCCCCACCCAUCAAGGCCCUUAUCCUUUCACAAAAUGCGCAAGCUGCUUGUAAUUGAAUCUUGCCUCAUGGAGCUCUUUGAGAAGUGUCCAGUGUGCAGCAGAGUUUGUGAUGUCAAGAAGAACAUCAGGGGAACAUUCUUUGCCAUUGUCCAGCGAUGUCCACAUUGUCAGUACUGGAGACAAUGGAAGAGUCAGCCUGUGAUUGGACACUCCACCCCAGCCGGGAAUUUGCAACUUUCUGCUGCAAUCUACUUCAGUGGUGCUUCGUUUUUCACUGUGCAAAAGGUUUUCAAGGCCAUGCAGUUGCAGCUACACACUUACAAACAGUUCAGAAUACACUGCUGCAACUUCAUUGAGCCCGAUGUGCUGCAUAAAUGGAAGACGGAUCAGGCAGCCGUUUUGCAGCGGCUCAGCCAAGAGGGGAGUGCCAUUCUCGGUGGUGAUAUGAGGGCUGACUCACCAGGACACUGUGCAAAGUAUGGCAGUUACAUCAUGAUGGACUUGAACACCAACAACGUCAUUGACAUUCAGCUAGUGCAGAGCAACGAGGUUGGCGGGAGUACCAACAUGGAGAAGGAAGUUCUUAAAAGGAGCCUUAAACUCAUGGAGGAAAGUGGUAUCAACUUGGACUGUAUUGUGUCUGAUAGGCACCCCCAGAUCCAGAAAUUCCUUACUGAUGCCAAAAUCACCCAGUUCUAUGAUGUAUGGCACUUUGAGAAAGGAAUGGGCAAGAAACUGAAGGCAAUCGCCAAAACCAAGGAGUGUGAAAAAAUGGUUGCCCAUGAUCACAAAUCAGAUCUACUGGAUCGCAGCUUCAUCUACCUCUGGGCCAGAGCGAAUUGCCAAGUGGACUUCGGUUAUGAACCACCUCCAAGACAUCCACAUCCAUGAUGACCCCUUGUACCCAAAGUGUGAUCAUGCCCCACGUGUGUCAAAGGAUAAGGAGAAAUGGUUGAACGCAGGAACCCCCGCUCUCUACAAAUUCGAGAAGCUGUUCACUGGCAAGAGAGUCCUGAAGGAUGUGGCGAAGCUUAGCCCCCAUCACCAAACAUCAUCGCUCGAGGCUUAUCACUCUGUAGUGAUCCGUUUUGUUCCCAAAAGUGUGGUGUUUCCGUUUUUGGGAAUGCUGUGCAGACUGUACUCGUCAGCCAUGCAUUAUAACGAGAACGCUGAGCGCCCACAGAAGCAGGCUGAUGGGAAACCCGUCUUCAAGCUUCACUGGCCAAAGGCUAAAGAGGGAACAUGCACAGUGAAGCCACUGAAGGAAGAUCCAACAUUCAACUAUGUGGAUGAGCUGAUGGACCUGGUGUUCGAUGUGGUGUUUGUUGAUCCGGCACCUUAUGUCAGUCAGCUGAAGCAGAUUCCAGUACCUGAACUGCUCUGCUCUCAGUAUGACAGGCCAGAGAAGGAGGACGUCGUUGCCCGCUACGUGUCUCGCUUUAAUCGAGGGGUAACCUGAAGCCUACGUAUUGGCCAUGUACAUCAGGGAAUUCUUGCCGGAUCCGCAGCACCACAGAUGCCGGUAUUACUACGCGUAUUCUAUGGCCAAGAUGACCCCAGCACCAGCUCACAAAGGACCUGUAUGCAAGGUGCCUGUAUUCACUGGAGAGAGAGUGCACAAAAAUGCAAUUAGAUUUAUUUAUCUUGUUUGAUUUAGAAAUAGUAGAUUUGCAGUGUUAUGCUUUUUUGUAUUCUUAAUAAAGACACUUUUGUAUUGAA